This is a messenger RNA of Aureobasidium namibiae CBS 147.97, 1191 nucleotides long. Its product is annotated as P-loop containing nucleoside triphosphate hydrolase protein. Gene Ontology annotation, cellular component: DNA replication factor C complex; Rad17 RFC-like complex; Elg1 RFC-like complex. Gene Ontology annotation, biological process: DNA-templated DNA replication; DNA repair. The coding region runs from base 1 to 1191 and encodes 396 amino acids. The record is from RefSeq and is a predicted model, not a curated record. The transcript has 2 exons. NCBI's taxonomy places the organism in Eukaryota, Fungi, Ascomycota, Dothideomycetes, Dothideales, Saccotheciaceae. Gene Ontology annotation, molecular function: DNA binding; DNA clamp loader activity; ATP hydrolysis activity.
AUGUCAGACUACGAAGAUGAAAUGGACGUUGAUGUGCCCGCUGCUCAGUCCUCGAUCCAAUUCUCGUCAAACUCAAACGAGAAGGGCAAAAGAAGCGCCGCCAACCUGCCAGUCGAGCUACAGGACACACUACCAUGGGUGGAGAAGUAUCGACCAAACACUCUCGACGACGUCUCGGGUCAUCAAGACAUUCUAGCGACAAUCAACAAGUUCGUCGACAGCAACAGAUUGCCCCAUCUUUUACUCUACGGCCCUCCCGGUACCGGCAAAACCUCGACCGUCCUUGCUCUCGCCCGUCGUAUCUAUGGGAACAAGAAUAUGCGCCAGAUGGUCCUCGAGCUUAACGCUUCCGACGAUCGUGGUAUCGAUGUCGUCCGCGAGCAGAUCAAGACCUUCUCUAGCACAAAACAAAUCUUCACCUCCUUUGGCGACAAGUCCGGUGGCGACAGCAGUCCGGCUAACUUCAAGCUCAUCAUUCUCGAUGAGGCUGAUGCUAUGACAUCGACUGCUCAAAUGGCUCUGCGAAGAAUCAUGGAGAAAUACACGUCCAACACCCGUUUCUGCAUCAUUGCCAACUACACUCACAAACUCUCGCCUGCUUUGCUAUCACGUUGUACUCGCUUCCGCUUCUCUCCACUCAAGGAGGCCGAUAUUCGACGUCUGGUCGAUAUCGUCAUCGAGAAGGAAGACGUCAACAUAGCCCCUGACGCCACAGACUCUCUUGUCACAUUGUCAAAGGGUGACAUGCGUCGCGCACUCAACGUCCUGCAAGCUUGCCACGCUUCAUCAACGCCACUUCAUCUACCAGGUCAGGCACCCGCCCAAGGAGCAAAGAUCGACCGCGACCUAAUCACAAAUGAAACAAUCUUCGACUGCAUCGCUGCACCACAUCCUGCUGACAUUGCAACCAUUCGAGACACGCUACUAUCCAACGCUGAUGUGACUUCAUGUCUCGCAACAAUCAACACACUCAAGGCAAACAAAGGUCUGGCUCUUGCUGACAUCCUCACUGCUCUCGGUGAAGAGCUUGCGAACCUAGAAGUCCCAGCUCACACAAAGGUCGCAUGGCUUCAAGGCCUGGCCGAGAUUGAGCACAGACUGAGUGGUGGUGGUAGUGAGAACCUCCAGACUGGUGGUCUGGUCGGCACUGUCAGAAACGGCUGCGAGAUUAUGGAGAAUAAGAGCAAAUGA